UAAUAAGAAAAACAGACAUGAACAAAACUUGAAAGAACAAAGCCAAAAAUAUAAUGAGCAACGAACUGAACUUUUAGCCUGAACGAAGUUGAUUACUAAAAAGGCUUGGACAUGGAAGUGAACCCGACGAAGCUCGAUUACUAUGGCGACAUGUCUAAACUUCAAUCAAAAUCGACACUCAUUUCCGACUGCAAGGGUGAUGAUGGUAGACGUGCAUUGAUACUGGAGUCGACAAUAUUUCAUCCACAAGGGGGCGGUCAACCUUCUGACACUGGCGUCAUCACUGUCGCCGAUUCUGACUUCAAAUUCAUUGUUCAAGAUGUUCGAUCAAAGAGUGGGAUUGUUUUUCAUUAUGGGGUUGUUGAGAGCUCUGGUGGGGAUUUUGAAAUAUUGUUAGAGAAGGGGAAAGAAGUUGUUUUGUGUGUUGAUGAAUCAAGGCGCGUGCUGAAUUCGAGGCUGCACUCGGCUGGGCAUUUGCUGGACGCAUGCAUUCAAACUGUCGGAUUAGGGCAUUUGGAGCCAGGAAAAGGCUACCAUUUUCCCGAUGGGCCGUAUGUCGAAUAUAAAGGCUCAGUUCCACAAAAUGAAGUACAAAGCAAAGCAAAAGAACUGGAGUUAGAAGCUAAUGCAUUAAUAUCUAAAGGAGGGAAGGUUUUUGUUGCUGUAUUACCAUAUGAAGAAGCUUCUGAACUGUGUGGUGGUUGCCUUCCUGAUUACAUUCCCAAGGGAAGCACUCCUCGAAUUGUGAAGAUAGGGGAUAAACCUGGUUGUCCUUGUGGUGGUACACAUGUUUCUGAUAUUACAGAGAUUGUAAGCAUGAAGGUUUCUCAAAUUCGAACAAAGAAGGGAAUGACCAAAGUUUUCUAUACAGUUGGAGCCUAAUGCUUUAUUAGCCUUUCACUUCCAUUGAAGAAAACUAUUUUAUGAAUAUGAAGCCAUGCAUGCUCAAACCAAUUAGCCGUUUUAAAUGUUAUCAGAUAUGCGAUGAAGCAUUUCUGGGUCAUUAUAGUUGAUCUACUCAAAAACAGAUACACAUAAUUUGGAUAUGUCCAGAAAUAUGCCGACUUUUUGUUAUACUUAUGGGAUCUAUAAUGUAUGUGAAAUAUCAAAAUGCUUGUA
Pistacia vera is the source of this 1119-nucleotide messenger RNA. Its product is annotated as alanine--tRNA ligase. The transcript has 8 exons. The coding region runs from base 112 to 882 and encodes 256 amino acids. Gene Ontology annotation, biological process: regulation of translational fidelity; alanyl-tRNA aminoacylation. Gene Ontology annotation, molecular function: ATP binding; nucleic acid binding; Ser-tRNA(Ala) deacylase activity. NCBI's taxonomy places the organism in Eukaryota, Viridiplantae, Streptophyta, Magnoliopsida, Sapindales, Anacardiaceae. The record is from RefSeq and is a predicted model, not a curated record.